Molecule: messenger RNA, 3905 nt
Organism: Magallana angulata
Lineage: Eukaryota; Metazoa; Mollusca; Bivalvia; Ostreida; Ostreidae
Exons: 3
Coding region: 1-3759 (1252 amino acids)
Source: RefSeq, a predicted model, not a curated record
AUGGAAGAGGAAGAAAAAACUCACAGAUGUCUUGAAUGUCGUAAAAGUUAUAAAAGAAAAUCGGAUCUAAACAGGCACAUUAGAUCGAAAAGAGCAAAAUACACAUGUUCGGUAUGUAACCAUGUAUUCAACAGGAAGGACAAUUUUUUUACUCACCAGCGACGGUUUCACAAUAAUAUGCCAUCCCGUCCUGAUAGAUGGAAUUUCAACGUAUCGCCUUCAACAUCACAUCAAAUAGGUGGAGGUUCUGAAUUGACUGAAACAGACUCUCAAAAACAAUUAAGGAAUGAGGAUCAAGCUGAAAACAAUCAUGAAAUUGUACGUGCUUUGAAUGGUUCUGUUAAUUCCAUUAAAAUAUACCCAAGAGAUGUGGAAAAAUUUGACAUGCUUGUAUUUUAUGGUAAUAUUAAGGAGAAAGUUCAGGACAUACUUGUAUCAUCAACCCCACUCCGUAAAGGAAUUAAAUGGUAUUUAAUGACUCGAGUAGAAUUUUCUCGUGAAAAAGAAGGUGUGUAUGAAACUGCCAAGCCUCAUUUUCGAAGCCUUACUUAUGCUCACUUGUUUGCGGAAGAUUUUAAUAUACACCAUUUAAACGAAGCGUUUCAAAAAAUGUUUACUUCUAAAGAAGAAUUCAUUAUGAAAGGUUCAGAUUGGGUUUUAUCCAAAGUUCUCUACGUUGAAGUAUGUUUUGUCCAUUACUUACCUCUAAAAGGCGGAAGUUACAUUGCAGCACCACCCAGAUUGCAACAUAGCAAAUCUUUAGUUAACAUUAAAAAUCGAGAUCAGAAAUGUUUUCUUUACUCGAUUUUAGCAAAACUUUACCCUGCAAGACAUAACCCGUCAAGAGUAAGCAAUUAUCAUCAAUACGCUGAAAGACUUAACAUGAAAGGGAUACAUUAUCCAGUUAAAUUGUCGCAGAUAGAAAAAUUUGAAAACCAAAAUCAAGUGUCGGUUAAUGUUUUUGGAUACGAGGAUCGAGAGAUAUUCCCAAUGCGAAUAACAAAAAAGAAAAAAACAUCACACGUAGAUCUUCUUUAUUUAAAAAACAAGGAUCAGGUUCACUACUGUUUGAUAAAAAAUCUCAACCGAUUUUUGUAUCGAACGUCUGGAGAGAUUUAUUGCCAUUCAAAACAUUAUUGUCCAUAUUGUUUACAUGGAUUCGUUAAACGACACACGUUAAACAAACACGUUGACUUUUGUAUGGCUCUCGGAGAACAAAAAAUUGAGAUGCCUGUACCAGGAGAAAAUGAUGUUUUACAGUUCACCGAAAUUGCAAAGCAGUUAAAAGUUCCAUUUACAAUAUAUGCCGAUUUCGAAACAUACGUGAAACCCAUUCAGACCUGUGAUCUCGAUCCAAAUUCAUCACAUACUAUCAAUUUGUCAGAAUUCGAACCUUGUAGUUUUGCAUAUCAAGUGAUAUCCAGCGACAUUAGAUAUACCAAAAAACCAGUCUUAUAUCGCGGAGAAAAUGUAGUAGAAACAUUUUUGAACAUGAUUUUAAAAGAAGAGGAAGAAAUACUUAAGUUACUAAAACGAAUAGAGCCCAUGGAAAUAAGCGAUGCAAUAGAAAAACAAUUUGAAGAGGCUACAAGUUGUCACAUAUGUGGUUUAGCAUUUAGUAGAAAUUCAACCAAAGUAAGAAACCAUGAUCACGUGAGUGGAAAAGUGUUUGGAAUUGCACAUCGCGACUGUAACUUACAAUUUAAACAGGUAGAAUUUAUCCCAAUUAUUCUGCAUAACUUGAGAGGCUUCGAUGGACAUUUAAUCAUGCAGAAAUUAGGUCUAUUCAAGAAUAAAAAGCUUAGUGUCAUUGCCAAUUCAAACGAGAGAUAUGUGACUUUUAGCUUAGGUAGCUUGCGGUUUAUUGAUUCAUUCCAAUUUCUAUCAUCUUCCUUGGAUACAUUAGUACAAAACCUCAAAUCAAGUGGAGACAUACAUUUUAAAUACUUUAGCAGACAUUUCAAAACCCAAAAAGAAAAGACAUUGCUUUUAAGGAAAGGUGUUUACCCAUACUCUUUUGUUACCGAUGCAUCAAAAUUUAUGACAAAACAAUUGCCUCCAAAAUCAUCAUUUUACAAUUCUCUAAGCAAAACUGACAUAUCCGAUGAAGAAUACAAACAUGCACAGCUAGUAUGGAAUGAAAUGAGUAUGACAACAAUGGGCGACUAUCAUGAUUUGUACCUAUUAUGCGAUGUCCUUUUAUUAGCUGAUGUUUUUGAAAGGUUUAGAGAAGUAUCAAUAGAGAGCUUUAAUCUAGAUCCGGCACAAUAUUUUACAUUGGCGGGAAUGUGUUGGAGUGCCUGUUUAAAAAUGACAAAGGUAGAAUUGGAACUACUGACAGAUAUUGAUCAAUACCAAAUGAUUGAAAAAGGUAUACGAGGAGGUGUAGCCAUGAUGACAACUCGACAUGCCGAGGCUAACAAUCCAUACAUACCAGAAACUUUUGAUGAAAAUAAGCCAAGAGAGUAUUUAGGCUACUUUGACAUGAACAAUCUUUACGGGGGUGCUAUGCUAGAACCGUUACCUGUUGGAGACUUUGGUUGGUUGACUGACAAUGAAAUAUCCCAACUCGACGUAAUGAAUAUUCACAAAAAUAGUGACAUUGGUUAUAUUCUAGAAGUCACUUUAAGCUAUCCAGAAAAUCUGCAUGAUCUUCAUUCAGACUUACCAUUAGCGCCGGAAUCUAUAACAGUGUACGUUGACGACUUAUCUCCAUAUUGUCGAGAGGAGUUUCAAAAAAUAAACAAUAAAACAAAAGGAGUUGUUUCAAAAAAAUUAAUACCAACUCUUCGCAAAAAAGAGAAGUAUGUGCUCCACUAUCGCAAUCUACAAUUUUACCUUAAAGAAGGACUUGUGCUAGAUCAAAUUCAUAGAGUCAUUCGCUUCAAACAAAAUGCAUGGCUCAAACCCUACAUUGAAUAUAACACCAACAAAAGACGACAAGCCAAGAGUGAUUUCGAAGUGAAAUUGUACAAAGACUACAACAACAUAGUGUUCGGGAAAACAAUGGAAAAUAUACGAAAUAGGAUGAACUUCAAAUUAGUGAAUACCAAAAAGGGCUUACUAAAAAUGGUAGCCAAACCAAGCUUUGAAAAUUUUACAAUUUUUAACAAACAUUUGGUUGGUGUAAAAAACAAGAAGGUUAAACUGCUACUUAACAAACCAAUCUACACAGGAAUGACUGUUUUAGACCUCUCCAAACUAUUCAUGUAUCAAUUUCAUUAUGGAUAUGUCAAAAAACAGUAUGGUGACAGGGCAACUUUGCUGAUGACUGAUACUGACUCCUUGUUUUACAAGUUUCAAACGGAAGAUUUGUAUCAAGACAUGGUUCAAAAUAAAGAGUUAUUUGAUACAUCCAACUACCCACAGAACCAUUUCCUUUAUAGCGAGACAAACAAGAAAGUAGUUGGGAAAAUGAAAGACGAAACCGGUGGGUAUCCCGUAAAAGAAUUUGUGGGACUGAGAGCUAAAAUGUAUUCAUUUUUGAUUCACGACGAGAAAGAAACGCAGAUAAAAAAGGCAAAGGGAAUUACCAAAGCUAUCGUCGCCAAGGAAUUAACCCAUCUUCAUUACAAGAAUUGUCUUUUUGAACAACAACGAUGUCGACAUAAGAUGCAGAACAUUCGUAGUGACAAUCAUAUCUUAUAUCUAAAAUCUAUCAAUAAAAUAUCAUUGUCGCCUUUCGAUGAUAAACGAUGGUGGUUAGCUCCAUUUGGAGUCGACAGCUUCUCCUAUGGACAUUAUAAAAUUUACAAAUGAGGAAACAAACGAAAUGUCUAGUUGAGUUCUACUUUAAUUUGAAAUGCAUGGACACUGUAUUAUAUAAUUAUAAUUGACUAAUUUGUAUAUAAUUAUAAAUGCUUAUUUAUAAAGAAAGAAUGAUAUAUAGUUUACUGAACAUAUAU